AUUGUCAUUUGAUUUUUUUCCCAUAUCGUAACGCGAUUUGGCUUGAUGAGUUGUGUGGAAUUAUAAAUUAAAUGUAAUUUUAAAGUGAACAUAAAAACAAAAGAUCUUUAGCAAUCCAAGAAAACACUUUUGCUAACGUUGAGAUUAAAAUGUGAUACGUGAUACAUGCGUUUGUAUGUGUAGUUUUAAAUCAGUGAUGUGCGAGUGAUUUUAAUUUAAUUUUUAUCUAAUAAUAAUUUGUAAAAGUGAAAUUAGUGUUUAGAUUUGUAAGUGUUAUAAUACCUAUGGUUUACUGUGGCGUGUGCAAAUAUGGGGCAGAGUCCUAGUUCUAACCGGAGUAAAGGUAGUCGGAGGUCUUUUCGUUCUUUUGUGAGGCGUUCUAAGUUGAACAAGUCGAAUUUGAGCCACACGUUCAGCUUGCCGCCUUCGGAGGAGUACCCUGAGCUGAUGAAUGUGAACACGGCGACGGAGGAGCAGUUGAUGACGUUGCCAGGGGUGUCCAGGCAACUUGCACAGGAGAUAGUUCGUCAUCGGCAGAUGAUAGGCAGGUUUAAACGAGUCGACGACCUUGCCUUGGUCUCAGGUAUCGGUGCUGAAAAACUAGAGUUACUAAGACCUGAAAUAUGUACAAAUUCAAGAAGGCAGAUCUCUAGAACUAGCUCAUACACAUACUCAUUAGAUAGCAUAAGAUCAUCGUCAGAAAAUAAGUUAUGUUCAGUGAACUCAUCUAGCGUAUUCCAAUUACAAUGUGUACCUGGCUUAAACCAAGAAUUAGCCGCAAACAUAGUUGAUUACCGUAAUAAAAAAGGUCCCUUUAAGUCCUUAGAUGAUCUUAUAAAAGUAAGAGGAAUGGACAUAGUUAGACUAAGUAGUAUUAAACCACAUUUGAACCUGGAACUUCGGAAGUGCGAGAGCGUACAACAUCUAACCAAUGGGCACGUGAACGGAUGGACAGACCCUUCAAUAAAUGAUUCAUUGGUCAGCAGUGAGCCAAAAACUCCAAAGAGUCCGCAUAGAAAAAGUCUUUCAAUGCCAAAUAAAUUUCCUAUUACGUUGCCAAAUGGUUUUGCGACAGCUCCAGUAACAGAUAUAUUGGACUUGCUCUCCGCUUACUCUCACAGACCAAUUGUGGAAGAGGUGUUUACGUAUGAGAGAGAUGGGGUUAGGUGUUGCCGUCUCGCUUCCUGGAAUCUCCAUCAACUCAGUGUUGACAAAAUCACAAAUCCUGGUGUUAGAGAAGUGAUAUGCAGGACUAUUCUGGAAUAUAAGUUAUCAAUAAUAGCCGUUCAGGAUAUACUGGAAGAGCCCGCGUUGCAGAUGAUAUGCGAUGAGCUCAACUCGCCAGCGUUGCGGCGAGUGAGAGAGUGGCGCUGCAACAGUCACACCUGGCAGAGCGUGUAUACAGGUCGAAACCUGGGCUUCUUGUACGAGCGCUCCAACAAGCACAUCACGGUAGAGACCGCGCUGCUCACAGAUGAACAUGCGCGAAGGAUCUUCGAGGAACUGACUGCGCUGCGCUCUAAGCGGCUGGGCGUCUCUCCGCAAGCGUUCCUGAUAUGCAACCGGCCGGUUAUCCUAGUGAACGUACAGUGCACGGAGCGGUUGAGUGACGAGGAUGGCACGAGACUGAGCGAGAUAGCCGACCGAGCACUCUCCUGCAACCUAGAGCUGGCCUUCUUCGGGGAGUUCGUGCGAUGGGAAAAUGUUCGAUCGCUACAGAACUGCGAAUCAAUAUUGGACCAAGCGAUCGUCACGAAAAUAGACACUAACGCCACCGGGCAAAGCGCCAUUUUAUGCCCCGGAAGCAUAGACAAGACGAACUUUAACGCGCACUCUGGGGUGAUCAAAUCAGGGCUAUGCCAUUUAGCCAUACCACGGGGAUGGUCAUGGGGUGGACCCGCGUCCCCAUUCUGUCCCAUUUGGGCAGAAUUCAAAGUGCCUGAUUGACACAUGGUCACCAUAGAUAAUAGAAAAAAUUCUCUUGUAUAUUGUGCGACUACUGCACUAGUGUCGAUCUUGCAAUUCCUCUUUGUAUUCCUUUUGAUGUCUUAAAGCGGCCAUGUUGGAUUUAGUGUCACUUUUUGCCGCCAAUUCACCUAUUCGUUGUCUUUUAACGUGGGCAGACAUUGUUGUUAUGCCACUUCAAGGUAUUUGCAUGCCAUUUUAAUCUCAUUAAAAGUCUUUAGUUGUACAAAUGAUAUAGAGACAGGAUUGUUGUUCGAUUGUACACAUAACCUCUAAAUUAAACUCAUAAUAGUGUUAACUGCUAUCCUAUGCACAUUGUCCCCUGCAGAAAAGUAUAACACUAUAUAGACCUGUUACACCCGAUGUAUUGAAAAGCAUGCUAACCUUUUUUGUAAGGGGCGUGGAGAAAAAAAUGCCACUAUCCUUAAAACUAGCCCCUUAGCCCUUUUAAAUUAUAGAUGUAACGCUAUAACUCCGCUGUCCAUCUGUCCGUCUGUCUGUCAUCGGGCUUUAUCUCGUAAUAGGUAGAGUCAAAAUUUUUACAGAUGGUCUGUGAGCUAGUGCUUAUGCCCGCGACUUCGUCCGUGUGGACUACACAAACUUCAAACCCCUAUUUUACCUCGUUAGAUGUUGAAUUUUCAAUAAUCCUUUCUUAGUGGAUGUCUACGUCAUAAUA
Molecule: messenger RNA, 2641 nt
Organism: Maniola jurtina (meadow brown)
Lineage: Eukaryota; Metazoa; Arthropoda; Insecta; Lepidoptera; Nymphalidae
Product: endonuclease/exonuclease/phosphatase family domain-containing protein 1-like
Exons: 6
Coding region: 310-1947 (545 amino acids)
Source: RefSeq, a predicted model, not a curated record